Pochonia chlamydosporia 170 is the source of this 312-nucleotide messenger RNA. RefSeq lists its product as hypothetical. NCBI's taxonomy places the organism in Eukaryota, Fungi, Ascomycota, Sordariomycetes, Hypocreales, Clavicipitaceae. The record is from RefSeq and is a predicted model, not a curated record. Bases 1 to 312 code for a protein of 103 amino acids. The transcript is spliced from 2 exons.
AUGCAAUAUCGAUCGCCGUGCUCCAUCCGCCCAACCUGGACUUGGACGUGGACUUUGACUUGGGGACCUGGCCGACUGGGUCAUGACAAGGCAACCUGGAUGAAUUUGGAUGGCAUGGUGCUCUGUAUGGUGUUCACAGCUCGCGCUUUUAACCCUUACCUUUCAUUUCUGACAAUCUCCCGCGAGCAGAUCUUGCCAAUUGCAUACAAUUUACCGAACAGCAGCUUUUCAGGGACAUUUUUUGCCGUGGUCGUCCUCGUACUGCGGUAUUGUCGAAACGCACGAUACAAACCUGCGGACCAGCAACAUUAG